UGUCAAAGUUUAGUUAUUUCUGGUUAGAUUGAAUGAUUUGCUAAUACUAGUUUCAACUCGAGAGCUUGAUUUUGGCAUGAAUCUGGGAAAUGGACCCAUUGUCACGUGGACCACUCAUCUUCGCCAUGGAAAUUGUGGUUGUGGAUUGGAAAAUCAACUCGAGACUCUGGUGGGGUGCCGGGUUCGAUUUCGAUCCAGUGCUCCAGUGAGAAGGUCUGGAUGAAAAGAAAGAGAAGAUGGUGUUCGUGUCGGUGGAGGCAAGGCCACGAAUUCACAUUCCACUGACCACGCACAGAUUUGCUGCUCACAAAUCCGAGGGCGCGGGCGAGACCUCUGAUUCCGGGACCGAUGCUGCGGUGCGAAUCUCAACGCUGGACGAGCGGCAGUGCUGCAAAUUCAUGCCGCUCGCCAUGCCCGCCACGAAAUCCUCGUCCAAGCUGCGCUCUUUCAAAAGGAUUUCCAGGAACUCGAUCAGCUCCUCGGCCUCCGGCCACAGCCACGACCUGGGCUCUGGCAAAUCCGACGAGAAUGCGGCCGAUUGGAUCAACUCGGCCGUCAAAGACCCUCUUGUGGAGAUUGACCCAGUGACCAUGGAGCAGCUACUUAAGAACAGGGGAGUAGAUUCUUCGGCUGGGAGCACCACUCCAGUCGCGAUUUCUCCGCAGCCUCUUUGGCAACUCUUUUCGUCGCCGGCGCCGCAAGGAUUUGGGAGCGUUCUUUUGGCUUUGGGUGCUACCAUUUUCGUCGCAAGCCUUGCUACCGUGGGUUACUUGAUGAGAAAUCGCAGCCAGGGGAUCGAGAAGGUCAAUUCCUCCAAGGAUGGUAUUUUUUUCCAAGGAGGGAAAUCGCUCGCAGUGGUGGACCCAGGAUUGGAUGAUCCUUCUUAUUUGAGUGAUGAGGAGAGGAGGCUGGAUUUGCAGAGCAUUGUCGAUGGUGGCGGGGAUGGAUCGUCCGAAAGUGAUGGUGUUGGCGACGCCUCCAGAGAAGAGAUCUUUGCAACCCCGAGUGAAUUGAAACACCAGAGCUCGUCCGAGGGUGGUGAAAUCUUCUUCAAAGAAAACACUGGCAAAUUAGAGUUUGAAGAUCUGAAAGUCCAGGAACCAGCGAGUUUUUCUGACGAGGUGACAACCAGUUCAGAAGACCAUGAAGAUCGCACUAGAGGCUUUGAGGGUUUUGAGGCUAGCGGAUCAAAAGGUAGUAGCGACUUGGAAGAAGAUAUGGUCACUCCUGAGGUGGUGGUAGCAGCUGCCAUAGCAGCGACAGCCUCGCUAAGCAGAGAAUUCCAAAGAGCCAUCACGGAGAAAAGACAGGAAGCUCACGUCGAAAGCUUGGAGGAAAUACUCGUGGCUGAGAUGGAUGAAUCGAGUGAGUCGAGUGAGUCGGAGGAUGACGUGCUGACGAAUGAUAUAGUUAGAGAUGUUCUGGCGGACUUGGCUGCUCUGGAAGCGAUGGAAAGAGAGAAAGCCGCCAUGAAUCGUGUCGGAAGCUUGGAUGGAGCCAGAAACACUUGGGGAGAUGACGAGUUGAAGGCAGUAGAAAAAGCUCGAGAUGGUUUGGAUGAAGCUACAAGCACCGCUUCAGAGUUGUAUGGAAGCUCUAGAGUUGACGACAAAGUUCUGGCUCGACAGUCACUUAGAAGACAAGAAAAAGCGAUUCCAUCUUACAAAUCAAAUGAUGGUGUUCAAACAGUUGACUAUGGUGAUACCCACAAAGGUCACGAAACAAAGCAAGGAGAAGAACUAGGAAGAAUCCAUAGCUCCGAUGAUUCACAAGAGAAGGAAGUUCUUUCUUUGAAAGCUUAUCCAUCAGCUGAUGUUGAUGUGGAGAAACUUAGUUACGCUCCUGGUCAACAUUCUCGAGACAAUAUGUGGAUGACAAACUCAAAAAAAAAUGAUAAUCAGAUGAUUUACAAAGAUUACAAAGAGGAGAUCAAAAAAAUUGUACAAGCUAUAGUUCCAGCAGUUGCAGUUGGAGCUGGUGCAAUAAGCAUGAUUAAUGGAGUUGAUGCUGCACUAGAAAUGGUGGGUUUUGCUGCAACUACAAGCUUUGUAUGGUAUGAUUUACUAUGGGCUGAAACUAGGCAAAAUCUUUAUAAGGACUUUCAAGGCAUAAAAAAUCACAAGGAGUUGCUUCAAUUUUUAAGAUCUAAGAAAAUUGUUCAACCAAAGGUUUAGAAAAAUUUAUAUUCUUUAUAUAAGUCAUUACCACGAUAAAAUUAAUGUUAAAAUUAAAACUUAUCAUCA
Molecule: messenger RNA, 2243 nt
Organism: Selaginella moellendorffii
Lineage: Eukaryota; Viridiplantae; Streptophyta; Lycopodiopsida; Selaginellales; Selaginellaceae
Exons: 8
Coding region: 237-2174 (645 amino acids)
Source: RefSeq, a predicted model, not a curated record